AGAGUGGAGAAAAUGUUGCAUCAGGGAAUUAUCCUGCGUGAGGGACAUGUAACCAGGACAAUAUACAAUCUGAUCAAAGACAAACGCUACGAGGAUGUAAUCGAAUGCAUCACCAGUUUCGGUGAGGCGGCCAACACAAGAGCCGGUCUGUCCACUUUGGGACAUUGUUACUACCACGCCCAGAAGUACGAGGAGGCGGCCACCUGCUACGAGCAACUCUGCCAGCUGGCUCCCAAGGAAGCCAAGUACAGAUUCUACUAUGCUCAGUCGCUCUAUCAGGCUGGCAUCUUUGCUGAAGCUUUGAGGGUUCUAAAGCAAAUUGGUGACCAGGAGGAUGAGCUGCGGGAGCAGUGCCUGCAGUUGCAGAGUGCAAUUCUCUACUCCAGCGAGGACUUUGCUGGUGCUCAGAGUCUGCUCAAUCAGCGAGCUGGCGGCACAGCGGAUACCCUUAACGAUGAGGGUUGCCUACUGUUCCAGGCGGACCAGCAUGAGGCUGCAGUGCAGCGGUUCCAGGCCGCUCUCCAAGUCGGGGGAUUCAAUCCCCUGGUGGCCUACAAUGUGGCCCUGGCCCAUUUCCAGCGGAAGCAGCGUGCCCAGGCAUUGGACUAUACCUCAGAGAUUGUGGAGCGGGGAAUGAGAAAUCAUCCAGAGCUGGGCAUUGGCGCCCAAGUGGACACCGAUGGCAGUGCCCGGAGUGUGGGCAAUCCCAUCACCAUGGCCGUUUCGGGCAUUACUCAGGCAUUGAAUCUUAAAGCAGCCAUCGAGUUUCAGGAUGGCAAUGAGGAGGCUGCGAGGGAUGCACUCUUGGAUCUUCCUCCGCGAGCUGAAAGUGAAUUGGAUCCGGUCACAUUGCAUAAUAUGGCUUUAACUGAUGUUCAGGGUCCGGUGGCGGGUUUAAGGAAGUUGGCUUUCCUUCUACAGCUAGGUGCUCCCUCUUGUCCCAAGGAGACUUUUGCUAAUAUCCUGCUGAUUUGCUGCCGUCAUGAAUUGUACGAGACUGCAGCUGAUAUCCUAGCAGAGCAUACAGAUCUCACUUACAAGUACUUGUCGCAAUAUUUGUAUGAACUUCUGGAUGCUCUUAUUACGGCACAAACUAGCGCCGAGUUGGCCGAGAAGAAGCUGGGCACCUUGGCCUCCAGUUUGGCCGGCAAGUUGCGCAGCUUGGCCGCCAAAGUCCAGGAGGUGAGAGCCACCAAUGAACAGCAGGCACUCAGGGAUGCCCUCAAGGACUAUGAACAGGCAUUGGAACUCUAUUUGCCUAUGGUGAUGGCUCGAGCUUGGAUCUCCUGGCGUGAUGACGACUUUGUGGGUGCCGAAAGGGAGUUCCAUUCGAGUGCCGAAUUCUGUUCGGAAAACUCCAUUUGGCGACUAAAUGCAGGACAUGUCCUCUUCAUGCAGGGCGACAAAUACAAUGAGGCAGCGGCCUUUUAUGAGCCCAUUGUUCGCCAGCAUUCGGACGAUAUCAUGUCCGUAUCGGCUGCGGUAUUGGCCAACCUGUGCGUAUCCUACAUCAUGACAUUCCAGAACGAGGAGGCCGAGGAGCUGAUGCGCAAAGUGGAAAAGGCCGAGGAGCUGAAGGGCAACCUGGGCAAGCAGUAUCAUCACCUGUGCAUAGUAAAUCUGGUGGUGGGCACUCUCUACUGUGCCAAGUCCAACUACGAGUUCGGCUUGUCCCGCAUCGCCCAUGCCCUCGAGGGUGGCUCGGGGAACAGGUUGUAUGCGGAUACCUGGUUGCAUGUGAAACGUUGCAUCCUGGGGCUACUCACCGGCAUGGCCAAGCAGAAUAUAAUCCUGCCAUAUGCCACUGUUCAGGAGGUUCUCAACUUUCUGCGAUAUUGCGAAGCCUACGGGCUCUUUACGCCGGCAAAUAUUUUUACUGCCACCGAACAGGUGCCAGAGGAGCCACUUACCAUUGGCCUGGAGUCCAGGAAAUUGCGUGUGCUAAUGCUUAAGCUAAGUGAAUAUGAACACUUUUAG
Messenger RNA from Drosophila serrata, 1977 nucleotides. RefSeq names its product tetratricopeptide repeat domain 30 (gene Ttc30). Gene Ontology annotation, biological process: intraciliary transport. Gene Ontology annotation, molecular function: intraciliary transport particle B binding; protein binding. NCBI's taxonomy places the organism in Eukaryota, Metazoa, Arthropoda, Insecta, Diptera, Drosophilidae. The record is from RefSeq and is a predicted model, not a curated record. Gene Ontology annotation, cellular component: axonemal microtubule; intraciliary transport particle B.